Molecule: messenger RNA, 4107 nt
Organism: Heterocephalus glaber (naked mole-rat)
Lineage: Eukaryota; Metazoa; Chordata; Mammalia; Rodentia; Bathyergidae
Source: RefSeq, a predicted model, not a curated record
UGCUCCCCGCCCAGCUCUCCGCUCGGACGCGCUUUGGUCCGCGUGCUCUAUGGGGAAAGCGGCCGCUCAGAGUAGAAGCGGCGGCUGCGGCGGCCGCUCGCGAGGGCUCUCGUCGCUGUUUACUGUUGUCCCCUGCUUGUCGUGCCACACGGCGACUCCAGGCAUGACUGCUGCCACUUCGGGCUGCGGGCUGGAGCCCAAGCCUCAGCCCCAGCUGGUGCCGGCUCCGGAGAGGGAGUCGUUGUCAGAACGCGUGCGGAGAUCCGAGCCUGGGUCGGAGACGUCGCCUGAGCCUCCGCCAGGCUCUGGGCAGGAAACGGAACUCCUGGGGUUGGGGCCGAGGUCAGAGUUGGGCCCAGGUGCAGGGCCUGGGUCGUUCAGCAGGGACUUAGCAGAACACCUGGCCCCGCUAGGGUCCGCAGUGGAGAGGGAGUCCUCGCUCAAACCUGAGUUCGGGUCGGUGCCAAAGCCUCUGUCUCUUCUGCGACCAGGACAGGCGAAGACGCCUCUUGGGGUUCCAGUGUCUGGGAAUAGCUCGAUCUCCAGUGACACAAUGGUCUCCUUCCCUCUGGACAGCUACAAGGGCUGGCUUCUCAAGUGGACCAACUACCUGAAGGGCUACCAACGCCGCUGGUUCGUGCUCGGUAAUGGUCUGCUGUCCUACUACAGAAAUCAGGGUGAAAUGGCCCACACCUGCCGUGGAACCAUCAACCUGGCCACUGUGCAGAUUGGCACGGAAGACUCCUGUGGUAUCUUGUUGAUCAGUGGGGCAAGGAACUAUCACCUCAAGAGCAGCUCAGAGGUGGACCGGCAGCAGUGGAUCACUGCCCUGGAGCUGGCCAAGGCCAAGGCUGUCCGCAUGAUGAACACCCAUUCAGAUGACUCUGGGGAUGACGACGAAGGAACUGCCUCCCCAGCUGACAAGAGUGAGCUCCAGCACACACUUAAGAACCUCACCCUGAAGUUAGAUGACCUCAGCACAUGCAGUGAUCUCAUUGCCAAGCACGGAGCAGCACUCCAGCGCUCCCUGAAUGAGCUGGACAGCCUCAAGAUCCCCCCUGAGAGUGGUGAGAAGCUGAAAGUUGUGAAUGAGCGGGCCACCCUCUUCCGCAUCACAUCAAAUGCUAUGAUCAACGCCUGCAGGGACUUCCUGGAAUUAGCUGAAAUACACAGCCGGAAAUGGCAGCGGGCACUGCAGUACGAGCAGGAGCAACGUGUCCAUUUGGAAGAGACCAUUGAACAGUUGGCCAAGCAGCAUAACAGCCUCGAGCGGGCCUUCCACAGUGGCCCCGGCUGGUCUGCCAACCCCAGCAAGAGCUUCAGCAAGGGAAGCCUCUUGACUCCCAAAGGAGAGGACAGUGAAGAAGAUGAAGAUACUGAGUACUUCGAUGCCAUGGAAGACUCUACAUCCUUCAUCACCGUGAUCACUGAGACUAAUGAAGAUAGAAAAGCCGAAGGUGGAACCAGCACAUGUGGAACUGGAGACUGGACCACAGCAGACAACGUGAGUGAGGUGCUAGAUGGAGCCUCACUUGUGCCCAAGGGCUCAUACAAAGUCAAGAGGCGUGUCCGCAUCCCUGACAAGCCUAACUACAGCCUUAACCUUUGGAGCAUCAUGAAGAACUGCAUUGGUCGUGAGCUCUCCAGGAUCCCCAUGCCAGUGAACUUCAACGAGCCCCUGUCCAUGCUCCAGCGGCUGACUGAGGACCUGGAGUACCACCACCUGCUGGACAAGGCGGUGCACUGCUCCAGCUCUGUGGAGCAGAUGUGCCUGGUGGCUGCCUUCUCUGUAUCCUCCUACUCUACCACUGUGCACCGCAUCGCCAAGCCCUUCAACCCCAUGUUGGGGGAGACCUUUGAGCUGGACCGCCUGGAGGACAUGGGCCUGCGCUCCCUCUGUGAGCAGGUGAGCCACCACCCCCCAUCAGCUGCCCACUAUGCAUGUUCUAAGCAUGGCUGGAGCCUCUGGCAGGAGAUCACCAUCGCCAGCAAGUUCCGGGGAAAGUAUAUCUCCAUCAUGCCACUCGGUGCCAUCCACUUAGAAUUCCAGGCCAGUGGAAAUCACUAUGUAUGGAGGAAGAGCACCUCAACUGUGCACAACAUCAUCGUGGGCAAGCUCUGGAUUGACCAGUCAGGGGACAUUGAGAUUGUGAACCAUAAGACCAAUGACCGAUGCCAGCUUAAGUUUGUACCCUACAGCUACUUCUCCAAAGAGGCAGCCCGAAAGGUGACUGGAGUGGUGAGUGACAGCCAAGGAAAGGCCCACUAUGUGCUGUCAGGCUCAUGGAAUGAGCAGAUGGAAUGCUCCAAGAUCGUGCAGAGUAGCCCCAGCAGCCCUGGCUCUGAUGGGAAGCAGAAGACAGUGUACCAGACCCUACCAGCCAAGCUGCUAUGGAGGAAGUACCCACUGCCGGAGAACGCAGAGAACAUGUACUACUUCUCCGAGCUGGCGCUGACCCUCAACGAGCUCGAGGGCGGCGUGGCGCCCACUGAUAGCCGCCUGCGGCCCGACCAGCGGCUGAUGGAGGAGGGACGCUGGGACCAGGCCAACACCGAGAAGCAGCGGCUGGAGGAGAAGCAGCGUCUGUCGCGGCGCCGGCGACUGGAGAUCUGCGCCCCUGGCCGCAGUUGCGGCGCGGAGGAAGGUGAGGCCGGGCGAGGAGGGGACCCAGGGGCAGAUGGGGUUACCCAGGGGAACAAGGGGGCACCCAGGAGAGGGGUUUACCCACCUCGGCCCGUGCCCAGCAGAGAAGGAGGCAGAUGGGUAUGUUCCACUGUGGUUCGAGAAGAGACUGGACCCGCUCACCAGAGAGACGGCCUACGUGUACAAGGGUGGCUACUGGGAGGCCAAGGAGAAGCAGGACUGGCAUAUGUGCCCCAACAUCUUCUGAGUGCCACCCCUGCAGCAAAUACUGAUGCCUGCACAGCCGGGUCCACCUUUUCCUUUAUGCACUCAAUUCAAUAGUGAAUCCCCCCCCCAAAAAAAAAGUUUGGGGAGCUCCUACCUUAGAAGGGGGAAGGGUUGACCCGGGUUCUCUCCAUCUCCCAGGUGCACCGGGUCACCUGUGCCCCCUUCACCAUGGACUUGGGCCCCAUGGGCACCCCAGCACCCACUUAACAUAACUCAGGCUGGCUGGCCCAGGCCAUCAGCUGCCCAGGGCACCAGCCCCAACCCAGGGAGGAACUGGCCCCUCCUUGGGAGCCUCUUUUGACUUUUUUAGAAAAGAGAAUCUCCAUUUCUUUCCAGCCAUGAUUUUUAGUAUAGUAUUUAGCAGAUAGCUUUCUAAGUGUACUUUCUUGCCAUAAAAUUGUCCUGGCAAGAUUCCCUUUUAAAGACAUCAGGAAGCCAGAACCCUUUGAAUUGGGAGCGUUUUGUAGCUCAACAUGGCAGAGCCCUCUUUCUAUCUGAGCUACCCAUCCACCUGGAGCCUAGGGCCCACAGAGACGGAGCAGAAGGGGGCUGCCCUGGACCAGCCGAGCACAAAUGGUCUUGGGAGUGACAACCCAUGACUGGGAUGGGGGACUUCUGAGUGUCCCCAUGCAGAUUGAGGGCAGUAGCCCCUUGCCUACCUUGGCCAUGCUGAGGCAGCACCUAGCCCCAAAGAGGCCAAGAAGGGCUGAAAAGGAGGGCCCACCGGUGCUCCCUGCCCUGAGAACCAGGCCCCAAAUCAGCAAUAACAAACCCUCUGCACAACCUGGGCUGGUGACCUGGGCACCACUGACCCAGCAUCCCACCUCAUCCUCAGGUGGCUCCAGGGGUGCCCAUCUCAGCACCCCCUGAACUCUUUAUUUGCCUAAUAUAUAUAUAUGAUAUAUAAAUAUAUAAUAGCUAUUUUGCUUAAAUUUCUAUAGUAUGUAAAAGUGAAAAAUGAUGAAGACAGGGCACACCUGUCUGAGUUUGGCCUCCCAUAAGCUGUGCCCUGCCCUCUCAUACUCCUUCUGAUGGCUUCUGCCAAUCUUAAGGGGAUUGGACCACUGUGGCCAGUCCCAGCCCUCAGAAAUCCCUUCUCUAACUUUUCCUACUUCAGUUUGGUCCUGAAAGUUCAUUGUGGGGUUUUUCUUUCUACUCCAGGACUGGUUUUUAUAUUAAAAAAAAAAAAAAAAAAG